Rotaria socialis is the source of this 1299-nucleotide messenger RNA. The record is from the annotation of a GenBank genome assembly. NCBI's taxonomy places the organism in Eukaryota, Metazoa, Rotifera, Eurotatoria, Philodinida, Philodinidae.
AUGCCGGACUCAAAACUAUAUGAUUUACUUGGCGUUUCCCGCACUGCCAAUGAACAAGAAAUUAAAAAAGCAUAUCACAAACUUGCAAAAACACAUCAUCCAGAUAAAAAUCCUGAAUCGGCCGAAAAGUUCAAAGAAAUAUCAUUCGCUUAUCAAGUUUUAACAGAUGAUAAUAAAAGACGUAUCUAUGACAACUAUGGUCUUGAAGGACUUAAAGAAGGUGGCGGCAACAGCGGUGGUGGAGGAAAUAUGGCAGAUAUUCUUGGUCAAUUUUUCGGUGGCGAUUCAUCCUUUGGUGGCCAUCAUUUUGGUGGUCAUCCUUUCGGAGGUUUAUUUGGUCAUUCAAACAUGGGUGGAGGAAGACCUCGACGGCGUAAAGGCGAUGAUAUUGCACAUCCACUCAAAGUAACACUUGAACAACUAUAUAAAGGUGAUACAAGUGCACUAGAAAUAUCUCGUAAAGUCUUAUGUCCAACAUGCAAUGGUGUUGGGGGCCGUGAGGGUGCUAAACAAACAUGUACGUCAUGUCGUGGUCAAGGUAUUCAGAUAGUCACACGACAAAUAGGUCCAAAUAUGAUGCAAAGAAUGCAACAAGUAUGCAAAGAUUGUAGUGGAGAAGGUGAAAUAAUCAAUGAACGAGAUCGUUGUAAAAAUUGUUAUGGUAAAAAGACAGUUGAUCAAAAGAAGAAACUUGAAAUUGUUAUAUCACCAGGUAGCAAACAUGAACAACAGGUUCGUUUUCCAGGUGAAAGUGAUCAAGCACCAAAUAUGGAACCUGGAGAUGUUAUUAUUGUUUUACAACAAGAACCACAUGCUGUUUUUCAGCGCAAUGGAGAUAAUCUCAUUAUGAAACAUAAAAUUAAUUUAGUUGAAUCCCUAUGUGGUUUUAAACUUGUCUUAACACAUUUAGAUGGAAGGAAAAUUAUUUUAAAACAUCCACCCAAUGAUCCGAUUGCGCCAGAAACAUAUCGAUGUUUGAAGGGGCAAGGAAUGAUUAAUAUGCGAACGCAUGACACAGGAGAUCUAAUUAUUCAAUUCGAUGUUGAAUUUCCUUCAGAAAAAUCUCUUACUGAUCCUCAAGUACUUAAGUAUCUUGAAUCACUCUUACCAAAGCGGCCACAUAUUGAUAUUCCACAAGGUGAACAUGUCGAAGAAGCCCAUAUGAUCGAUUUUCAUACAACGAAAUCAGCGCAUGAUGAUCGACGGGGUAAUCGUCGAGAAGCAUAUGAAGCUGGUGGUGAUUCAGAUGAUGAAGGAGGUCAUGCUCAUCCAGGUGUCCAGGCAUGCAGAUCUCAAUAA